Molecule: messenger RNA, 645 nt
Organism: Aureobasidium subglaciale EXF-2481
Lineage: Eukaryota; Fungi; Ascomycota; Dothideomycetes; Dothideales; Saccotheciaceae
Exons: 2
Coding region: 184-645 (153 amino acids)
Cellular component (GO): nuclear envelope; membrane; endoplasmic reticulum
Molecular function (GO): glutathione peroxidase activity; glutathione transferase activity
Source: RefSeq, a predicted model, not a curated record
UGCAGCGAAAGUAGUGGAUGUGCGGCAGUUGCUUAGCAAGCAAGACGAGCUCGGAGAUGAACGCAUCCGAGCGGCGUGAGCCAGGAGACGGCGACGACCGACAGCUUCUAGCACGCUUGACUUGGACCUCCCUUGGACAAGAACAGCUUCUCAGGAGUCGAUACCAACUGUACAAUAUACAAAAUGCUCACUCUUAACAUUCAACCCGAAUAUGGCUACGUCGUGCUUACUGCUGUCGGUACCUGCUUCCUGGGCACCUGGCAUGGCAUGAGAUGUGGCGCCUUCCGCAAGGCCGCCGGUCUGGGCUACCCGACCCCCUACGCAGACUCUGCCCAAAUGUCCGCCGCCUCCGCCGAGGACAAGCACAAGCUCUACCUCUUCAACUGUGCCCAGCGUGCGCACGGUAACUUCCUCGAGAACCACUACAUGGCCCUCACCACUCUCCUCAUUGGUGGUCUACGCUUUCCUCUUCUCAGCUCGGCUUUCGGUGUCGCCUGGUCGCUCGGCAGAAUCGUGUACGCUGUUGGAUACACGGCCAAGAACAAGGACAACGGCAAGGGCAGAUUGGCUGGUGCCUUCUUCUGGCUUGCUCAGCUUGGUCUUUUUGUCAAUGCUGGCUUGACCGGUUACAACAUGGCCUUCUAA